AAGGCAGUUAAAGAAAUGAUUGGAAAAGACAUCAAUGGAAAGAUGGUAUUUGUAGGCCGGGUACAGAAGAAAGUUGAAUGCCAGGCUGAAUUAAAACGGAAAUUUGAGCAGCUAAAACAGGAGAGAAUCAGCCGCUACCAGGGGGUGAAUCUCUAUAUUAAGAACUUGGAUGACACCACUGAUGAUGAAAAAUUAAGGAAGGAAUUUUCUCCUUUUGGAUCAAUUACCAGUGCCAAGGUGAUGCUUGAGGAUGGGAGAAGUAAAGGCUUUGGCUUUGUCUGCUUCUCUUCACCUGAUGAGGCUACUAAAGCAGUAACAGAAAUGAACGGGGGCAUUGUGGGCUCAAAGCCCCUAUAUGUUGCACUUGCACAGAGGAAAGAAGAAAGGAAAGCCCACCUAACCAAUCAGUAUAUGCAGCGUAUUGCAGGAAUGAGAGCCCUCCCUGCCAACACUAUCAUCAAUCAGUUUCAGCCAACUCCUGUGGGAUACUUCAUGCCAGCAAUGCCCCAGGCUCAGAAUAGACCUCCUUAUUAUGCUCCCAAUCAGAUAGCCCAGAUGAGACCCAAUCCCAGAUGGCAACAAGGUGGAAGACCUCAAGGCUUCCAAGGAGUACCAAACACCAUUCGGCAGUCUGGGCCACGCCCUGCUCUUCAACACCUGACUCCAGCCAGUAAUACCCAGGCUUCUGGAGGGCUCCCUACUACACCUCAGAGAGUGGGGGUGCCUACUGCUGUGCAAAAUUUAUCUCCUAGACCUUCUGUAGCUACCCCUGCACCUCGAGCCGUCCCUCCUUACAAAUAUGCUGCAAAUGUCCGAAGUCCCCAUCCAGCCAUCCAGCCUUUGCAGACACCUCAACCAGCGGUCCAUGUGCAAGGCCAGGAGCCCUUGACAGCUUCCAUGCUAGCUGCUGCUCCUCCCCAGGAACAGAAGCAGAUGCUAGGAGAGCAUUUGCUCCCAUUGAUUCAAACCAUGCACAAUAAUUUAGCGGGGAAGAUCACAGGUAUGCUGCUAGAGAUAGAUAAUUCAGAACUGCUGCACAUGCUGGAGUCUCCAGAAUCCCUCCGUUCAAAGGUGGAAGAAGCUGUAGCAGUAUUACAAGCUCAUCAUGCCAAGAAGGAAGCUGCUGAGAAGGUGGCCGUGGUUGCUGCUACCUCUUAG
Molecule: messenger RNA, 1158 nt
Organism: Gracilinanus agilis (Agile Gracile Mouse Opossum)
Lineage: Eukaryota; Metazoa; Chordata; Mammalia; Didelphimorphia; Didelphidae
Product: polyadenylate-binding protein 4-like
Cellular component (GO): cytoplasmic stress granule; ribonucleoprotein complex; nucleus
Molecular function (GO): poly(A) binding; poly(U) RNA binding; mRNA 3'-UTR binding
Source: RefSeq, a predicted model, not a curated record